AUGGGAAUGGAUCGCAUGGACCGAAUGUCAGAUCUGGAUCGGUUGGGAUCCGGCUUCGACCGAAUGGGUUCAGGGCUUGACCGUCUUGGGCCCAGCAUGGAUCGUCUAGGAUCAGGCCUUGACCGCAUGAGCUCCAGCGUGGACCGCAUGGGUCCUGGUGGGUUCGACCGCUUGGGCCCGUCUGGUAUGGAUCGCAUGAGCGGCGGGAUGGACUUUGCCUCUCCUAUGGGCAUGGACAGGAUGAACACAGGCCUCGACCGAAUGGGUUCAAACUUCGACCGCAUGGGCUCCGGUGGCAUGGACCGCUUCCCCUCCUCGGGUCUGGACCGCAUGGGCUCCGGCAUGGACCGGAUGGGCUCUGGUGGCGUCGGUGGCCAGUUUGACAGACCUGCUGAUAUGGAUCGUGGCAAUUUUGGGACUCCUUUUAGUGGGUCUGGACAAGGAGGGCCAGGGUCUGGUGGAGCCAACGCCAGGAAAGGCUGUCAGAUUUUUGUCAGAAAUCUGCCCUUUGACUUCACUUGGAAGAUGUUGAAGGACACUUUCAAUUCAUGUGGCAUUGUGCAGUAUGCAGACAUAAAGAUGGAGAACGGCAAGUCCAAGGGCUGCGGUGUGGUGCGCUUUGACAGUCCUGAGACCGCCGAGCGGGCCUGUCGCACCAUGAACGGCUACCGGCUCAACGGGAGAGAGAUCGACGUCAGGAUUGACAGGAAUGCAUAAUCCUCAUCUUCGCCUACUGAUUCCUUCCACCCCCACACUAUGCUUUCCAAAUUAUUUGUCCGUUAAAUAUUUGUAUUUGUGCCGAAUGGUACACUUUUUUUUAGUUUUGCCUAUGACUUUUAGAGACCAAAUGUUUUGUUUUUGUUUUUUUUUCUCCCCGAUUUUUAUUGUGAUGCUUUCCAAGAAAUUGCCUUUGUUAAAGGUUUGCUAAUAAAUCUCAGCAUUGAGAACUUA
Molecule: messenger RNA, 951 nt
Organism: Puntigrus tetrazona (Sumatra barb)
Lineage: Eukaryota; Metazoa; Chordata; Actinopteri; Cypriniformes; Cyprinidae
Product: heterogeneous nuclear ribonucleoprotein M-like
Exons: 3
Coding region: 1-717 (238 amino acids)
Biological process (GO): alternative mRNA splicing, via spliceosome; regulation of mRNA stability involved in response to oxidative stress
Cellular component (GO): nucleus; cytoplasm; post-mRNA release spliceosomal complex
Molecular function (GO): mRNA binding
Source: RefSeq, a predicted model, not a curated record